CUGGUGUCGGUUCGGGGGCCGCCGCCGUGUCCUUGAGCGCCGCUCCGCGGCCAUGUCGGCCCUGGAGAAGCAGCUGCACCUGGGGCGCCUSCCGCCGCGGCCCCCCAUGCCCGGCGGCCAGUCCGGCUCCAAGAUGCGCAUGGGCCCGGGAAGAAAGCGUGAUUUUUCACCCGUGCUUUGGAGCCAAUAUUUUGAAGCUAUGGAAGAUGUUGUGGUAGAAAACGAAACCGGCAAGGAUACUUUUCGAAUUUACAAAAGCGGAUCGGAGGGGCCUGUCUUGCUGCUGUUACAUGGGGGAGGCCAUUCUGCUCUUUCCUGGGCUGUGUUUACUUCUGCCAUCAUUAACAGGAUUCAGUGCAGGAUUGUGGCUUUAGAUCUCCGAGGCCAUGGAGAGACCAAAGUUAGGAAUCCUGAAGAUCUUUCUGCAGAAACUAUGUCAAAGGACGUCGGUGACGUGGUCGAGGCUCUAUAUGGGGACCUGCCGCCGCCGGUCAUGCUCAUCGGGCACAGCAUGGGGGGAGCGAUCGCGGUGCACACGGCCGCCGCCAAUCUCGUGCCGAGUUUGCUGGGUCUCUGCAUGAUCGAUGUGGUGGAAGGGACAGCCAUGGAUGCUUUGAACAGCAUGCAGAACUUCCUAAGGAGUCGUCCCAAAACAUUCAAGUCGCUUGAGAAUGCAAUUGAGUGGAGUGUAAAGAGUGGACAAAUCAGAAAUCUUGAAUCUGCGAGAGUUUCUAUGGUCGGUCAAGUCAAAGAGUGUGAAGGGGCUGCCAGUCCUGAGGGUCCUAAAGCCAUAGUGGAGGGCAUUAUUGAAGAGGAAGAGGAGGAGGAAGAGGACGACGAAGGGGGAGGCUCUGUCAACAAAAGGAAGAAAGAAGAUGACACAGAGACCAAGAAGGAGCACCUGUACACGUGGCGAAUUGAGCUGGCCAAAACAGAGAAGUACUGGGACGGCUGGUUCCGGGGCUUAUCCAACCUCUUCCUCAGCUGCCCCACUCCCAAGCUGCUGCUUUUAGCUGGUGUCGACAGGCUGGAUAAAGAUCUAACAAUUGGGCAGAUGCAAGGGAAGUUUCAGAUGCAAGUCCUGCCGCAGUGUGGCCACGCGGUCCACGAGGAUGCUCCAGACAAGGUGGCUGAAGCCGUCGCCACGUUCCUGAUCCGUCACAGGUUUACAGAGCCCAUCGGUGGAUUCCAGUGUGUGUUUCCUGCUUGUUAAUACCCUGGUGUUCUGGUUAAUACCCUGGUGUUCUUCAGCACUGAGCCCCGUUGUAAAUAAACUGCACCAGAGGCCACUGUGAUGUAUCCAUCUCCUUUCAUCUCUCCAGUUGAGCAGCGAGGAGAAGUCGGUGUGAGGUUCAUCCCUUAGAACUAGUUCUCCGGGACGUGUACGUGGUUAGGGACCUCCUGGCUUCUGCUGAAGAUCAUGCCAAGCUCUCCAGAAGCAGGAUCCUCUCUGCUGCCGCCAGGAAAGGCCUCCUGCAAUCCCCGGCAUUCCCGUCUCCGUCAACUCUCAGGCUUUCUCGGACCCAACUGCAAAGGGGCUCUUGGCAGCCCGGAUCCRUGGAGGGCAUCGCAGCAAAUCCAAAAGCUUCGGGAUCUCUCCCCGGCGUUGUCUCGUUGUCUCUGAAACACCCCUUAGGUUUGUUUUUUAUCUCUUUUUUUUCCCCCAAAGCAGACGAGGACCCGGCCUCAGUGGGAGCUCAGGGCUCCUCUUACCUGCAGGAGCCUCCGCGCUGCUUCCCGCUUCCAAUCUGGGCAGGGCAGCAACGUGGAACAAGAAGGCGGAAACGGGGGGACCACGAGCCCCUUCUCAGCGAGUCUUGCAGCCUCCUCAAUGUUUGGAUCCUCAGCUGGAAACGUGGCCUCAUUAGGGAGGUGCCCGGGAGCCCCGUGGCCUUUGGGCCAGUGGCUGCCCAUGGAGCCGGCUUGCGCUCCGUCCCGCGGAGACCGGCACCUUUGGCAUGAAAACACACCAAAAUUGGGCAGCAGAGAAAGCCUUAGAAGAGCUCGGGCUCUGUCCCGGUGAUGCUGGCGCCGGUAACGCGCUCCGGAGGGAAGACCUGCUUCACCCCAACGCUUCCUUGGCUUUUCCCGGGAGCUUCCAGGCGUUUCAYGGGCUGCCUUCCGGGUGGCCCGGAGGAGCAGCACCCGCACAGAGCUCCCCUUGGGGGCCCGUCAUCCUGAGGCCGUUUGUGAGGUUGCUUUAGGCMUCUCCUAAAAACCACUCUCAGGCUUAAGAGCAGACGUGUCUCAGAUCCAUUUUCCUCCGUAUGUGGAUCUCAAUCCCGUUUUUUUGCUUCGCAUCCCGACCCUCUYGUGCUGGAUGAUGAAAGCAGUAUUUUUUUAAUGCUGUUUUGCUGGAGCCCGGGCCUGGUGGCGGGAGCUGCGGUGGGCGGCUGCAAAUACAUCCCGUGCCAGGAGCCCUAAAUGAAGCCUUUACAUUCAGGAGGUGCAGGUGGGGGAAGAAGCGGCGCCGGGAAGAGCUGGGAAAGGCCGGGAUUUAUCCCAACAGAGAGACACUGUUGCCUUGCGAUUCCUCCCUGGACACGGCAAGCCGGGGCCUUACUCUGCCGCCCUUCCCUGGGGAAGGCARCAGGAAACCAGGCAAGAAACCGGGGCAAGAAACUCCUCAGUUGGGACCGAGAAAUCCAAAAUCCAGAGUGCUCCAUAAAUAAUGGAGAAAGCUGCUCGCGGAGCCUCCACUCGUCCUUUUUCACCCAUUUCAAAUKGGGAAAAUCCGGCAAAUCCCUCCUCGCUUUCCAGCUUUCUGCCUUGGUUUUUAUUUUUUCCCUUUUUUUUCCCAGCUUUUUCCUAAUUUCUCCAUAAAAGCAGCGUCGUGGGAUGAGGACCCCUCCAACGUCGAGGGAUGCUGCUUCCAUAGGGGGUUCUGCUCCCGCUCGCCUCUAUUCUGGCUCUUGAAUUGAGCAGCGGUGGAAACUUCCAAAACGGAAAAUCCCGAGGUUUCGGGGAGCCCCGGCAGCAGCAGGAGACCGGUCUGCUUAAGGGCUGACUUUUUAAAUGUAUUUUUCUUUAUUUUUCCUUUUUUUUAAAAUCAGCUCCCAGGCUUGGGGUGCCGGGGAGRGAAGCCCGCGUCGGGCAACAUUGGGAAAAGCUCUUUUCC
Molecule: messenger RNA, 3118 nt
Organism: Nothoprocta perdicaria
Lineage: Eukaryota; Metazoa; Chordata; Aves; Tinamiformes; Tinamidae
Gene: PPME1
Product: protein phosphatase methylesterase 1
Exons: 14
Coding region: 53-1213 (386 amino acids)
Biological process (GO): protein demethylation
Molecular function (GO): protein methylesterase activity
Source: RefSeq, a predicted model, not a curated record